AUGGAUGGAGAAUCUAUCAACGCACAGCCUACCGGCGAACAUCUCAUCAUGCGUCCAUCCACCAGGGCUGACUUAGACUCGAUAACCUGCGUUGUCGAAGCCGGCUUUCCUGAUGAUCUCGGCUGCCCUUACAAAUUCCCCUACCGUGCCAAAUACCCGGAGUACAUUGACCAGCCUGAGAAAUACAUCUCACUCGUUGUUACUGCCCCAGUCUCACUUGGGAAAGAGGUUGUUCAAAAACCCAUUUCGAUUGGCAUAUGGGACGUGGCAGGUGAGACAAAGUCUGCCGGUGGCGGCCUAGGUAUCAAUGAGCGCCGAGACGCUAAUCCUGAACAUAUGAGGGCCUAUUCUAGGACGAUGACCUACGCUUUCGAUACCUAUUUCGCGAAGUAUGGAAAUAGGCAACUUCAUCUUGGGUGGCUUAUCACACACCCCGAUUUCCGUCGGCGUGGGGCCGCAACCAUGUUGUGUGAUUGGGGUCGCAAAGAGGCCAUGAAGAGGGGCUGGAUGUGGACCGUGAUAGCCAGUCCAAUAGGAAAAUUACUCUACGAGCACCUUGGAUGCGACCUUGUUGGAGCUGAGACCAUACGAGUACUUGGAGAGGAUGAGAGCGUGGAUAUCUACAUGAUGGAGGAAAGAUUCAAACAUACUGCCUGGCAUGAAUCUGUCAUUGCCCCAGUCUCUACGCUAAUGAGUCUUGGCCUCGGGGCGCUAUACUACAUUUUCGGGAGAAAAUAG
Molecule: messenger RNA, 738 nt
Organism: Penicillium psychrosexuale
Lineage: Eukaryota; Fungi; Ascomycota; Eurotiomycetes; Eurotiales; Aspergillaceae
Product: GNAT family N-acetyltransferase
Exons: 3
Coding region: 1-738 (245 amino acids)
Source: RefSeq, a predicted model, not a curated record